Carica papaya (papaya) is the source of this 2304-nucleotide messenger RNA. The record is from RefSeq and is a predicted model, not a curated record. NCBI's taxonomy places the organism in Eukaryota, Viridiplantae, Streptophyta, Magnoliopsida, Brassicales, Caricaceae.
AGCAUGAAUGAUCCUCCAUCAAACGCCAUCCAAAAACCACCAGAGGGGGUCAAGUCGGGGCUGCCUUCGCUUCCGUGAUUAGUUGUUUCUUUCAUUUUCAUCAAAAGAUCCAAUCCCCCAUUUUUCAUUUUAGUGAAUCUUCUUGUUUUCCCAAAUCUCUACCUCCCUUUCCAUUUUCUCUACAAGACUCCUUCGAUUUCAAACCCUAGUCCGCCUUUUCGUACAUAUAUUUCUCCGACGGGAUACCGAUUUCUGGUUUCCAAUACCAUCGUCAAGAACCUGUAUAUCAAAGGAUUAUGGAUCGUUCUGUUAGCUAGUCGCUGAAUUAUUUUUUAUUAGAAGAUCGGAGUUUGUGUCUGGGUGGGUUUGUCGGGUUCGGGGUUGGGUUUGGAUUCUUCUGAGCAGAGCAAAUGAGUAAUCAAAAGAAGAGGAAUUUCCAGAUAGAGGCGUUCAAGCACCGGGUCGUGGUCGAUCCAAAAUACGCCGACAAGACAUGGAAUAUUCUGGAGCAUGCAAUCCAUGAGAUUUACAAUCAUAAUGCUAGUGGCCUUAGUUUUGAAGAGCUUUACAGAAAUGCCUACAAUAUGGUGCUGCAUAAAUUUGGAGAUAAGCUGUACUCAGGACUUGUUUCAACUAUGACUUCUCAUCUCAAAGAAAUAUCAAAGUCCAUUGAGGCUGCCCAAGGAGGUUUGUUUCUGGAAGAGCUUAACCGUAAAUGGAAUGAUCAUAACAAAGCACUGCAAAUGAUCCGAGAUAUAUUAAUGUACAUGGACAGGACGUACAUUCCAAGUACCCAUAAAACCCCUGUUCAUGAACUUGGGCUUAACCUUUGGAGAGAUAACAUAAUACACUCCAGUAAAAUUCAGACAAGGCUUCUAAACACACUUCUUGAACUUGUUCAUAGAGAACGGACUGGUGAAGUCAUAGACCGAGGGUUAAUGAGGAAUAUAAUUAAGAUGCUAAUGGACUUAGGUUCUUCUGUCUAUCAAGAAGACUUUGAGAAGCCUUUUCUGGAGGUUUCUGCUGAGUUCUACCGUGGUGAAUCCCAGAAGUUCAUUGAGUGCUGUGAUUGUGGGGAAUACUUGAAGAAAGCAGAGAGACGAUUAAAUGAAGAAAUUGAAAGAGUGACGCACUACUUGGAUGCCAAAAGUGAAGUGAAGAUAACUAACGUGGUGGAAAAGGAGAUGAUUGCAAACCACAUGCUGAGAUUGGUCCACAUGGAGAAUUCUGGCUUGGUAAAUAUGCUUCUUGAUGAUAAGUACGAAGAUUUGGGAAGAAUGUACAACUUAUUCCGUAGGGUUCCCAAUGGGCUCUCAACAAUAAGAGAUGUGAUGACUUCGCAUCUCAGGACAGGUAAGCAGCUAGUUACUGAUCCAGGGUUGAAGGAUCCAGUGGAAUUUGUCCAGCGGCUGCUGAAAUUCCGGUCAUAUUAUCUUGGGACCCAUACUGGUCGAAGACUGUCCUGGCAAACUAACAUGGGCACAGCAGAUAUAAAAGCAACAUUUGGAAAGGGUCAGAAGCACGAGUUGAAUGUGUCUACCUACCAAAUGUGUGUUCUCAUGUUAUUUAACAAUGCUGAUCGGCUUACCUACAAGGAGAUUGAACAGGCCACAGAGAUCCCUGCCUCAGACUUGAAGAGGUGUUUGCAAUCCAUGGCUUGUGUGAAGGGGAAAAAUGUACUUAGAAAGGAGCCAAUGAGUAAAGAUAUUGGUGAGGAUGAUGCCUUUUUUGUAAAUGACAAGUUCACAAGCAAAUUCUAUAAGGUGAAGAUAGGAACAGUGGUUGCCCAAAAGGAGUCGGAACCUGAAAAGCAGGAGACUCGACAGAGAGUGGAGGAGGAUAGGAAGCCCCAGAUUGAAGCGGCGAUAGUUAGAAUCAUGAAGUCUAGGAGGGUACUAGAUCACAACAAUAUAAUUGCUGAGGUGACAAAACAGUUGCAGUCUCGUUUUCUGGCCAACCCCACUGAGAUUAAAAAACGGAUUGAGUCUCUUAUUGAGCGGGAUUUCUUGGAGAGGGAUAGUACAGACAGAAAACUAUACCGAUACCUGGCGUGAGAAAGUGGCCCAAACACUUGUUUUGUUUCUUGUGGGAAGGUAGCAUUGGCAGUUGCAAUUGUACCUUAGGUGGUAAGUGGAAAUUUGUUUUUCACAGUUUCUGCAAACUCCAUUGUGUUUAAUUGGAUAUAUUUUUGUUCUAGCUUUACCAAUUGGUGUGGCAUGCAUUGUUUCCAUAGCCAGAUUUUAUAUCUGCCAUCACUUACAGGAAACUUUUAUUACUAAUACAUAAUCAUAAUUUCAUGAGAAA